This is a messenger RNA of Didymodactylos carnosus, 633 nucleotides long. The record is from the annotation of a GenBank genome assembly. Lineage: Eukaryota; Metazoa; Rotifera; Eurotatoria; Philodinida; Philodinidae.
AUGUCAAGAGGAGUGAAUUUGAAGGAGAGGGAUGGGAAUGACGAUAAUGAUAAGGAGAAUGUUGGGAGUGACAAUGCUGUUACAUCAAGUGCUGGUGUUACAGCCAUAACAACGGCAACAACGUCCGAAGAACAACAGCAGCAACCAAUAACGUCUUUCUUUGUAUCAACAAAACGUCGUAUUGGUAAAGGAGGUUCAAGAAAUAGUACAAGUGCCAGUGUUGACACCAUCGAUGAUUCAUUUGGCAACGAAGAGACAAACAGCAAAAAGAUAAAUGUUCAUGUCGUUAAAGAAAAACAGUCAAAUAUGUGGAUAUAUGAUAUGAAUCAAAAAUUCUCCGCUUUAAAACAAAGUGAACUUAAACUCAUUUUUGAUAAAAAUGAAAAAAUUAUUAAAUUGCCCCAAGAUGUCAAAGGUGGAGAUAUUUAUUCUCUCUUAUUGAAUGAAAGCACGACAAACGACUGGCGUGCCGAUGGGUUUCAGUGGAUUCAUGGUGGACAAGAUUAUCUGAAAAAAUUGAAAAAGCCGGUGUAUUUUAAAUAUUAUUUUCGUGCAAAAGAAAUUAACAGUGAUGAGAAUGACAGUAAUGAAAUAAUAACAACAACAACGACAGACGACGGCAAAUAUUUUUAA